GUUCGAGUGUAUCUUUGCGCGUCGUUUUGUGAACCCCGUAGUCUCCAAUCACGUUGACGUCUGUCGCCAUUUCCUCGUGCGGAGGAGCCCGUCCGUUUAUUUUGUAAGCUAUGGCAGAAGGAAAUGGGGAAAUAAAAACAAUGGAAGAAAAACAAGAAAUGGAAAAUGUAGAACGAACAGAAGAUUUUAAUAAACUUAUCCAAUAUGGACUAGAUGAAAAAGUGGCUGCUAAAUUGGAUGAGAUUUAUAAAACAGGAAAAUUGGCUCAUAUUGACCUGGAUGAAAGAGCUCUUGAUGCCUUGAAGGAAUUCCCAGUUGAUGGUGCAUUAAAUGUUCUUACACAAUUUCUAGAAUCUAAUCUGGAACAUGUAUCUAAUAAAUCAGCAUAUCUUUGUGGAGUAAUGAAGACGUACAGACAGAAGAGUCGUGCUGGUCAAGGUACAGGCACAAGCACGACACCAAAAGCUCCAGAUGAGGAUAAAAUCAAAUUGAUUUUAGAAAGAACGGGAUAUCCUUUAGAUGUAACUACUGGACAAAGAAAAUAUGGUGGUCCGCCACCAAAUUGGGAAGGUCCAACUCCUGGCACUGGUUGUGAGGUAUUUUGUGGCAAAAUCCCUAAAGACAUGUACGAAGACGAAUUAAUACCAUUAUUUGAAAAAUGUGGAAAAAUUUGGGACUUGAGACUGAUGAUGGACCCCAUGUCAGGUUCCAACAGAGGAUACGCGUUUAUCACGUUUACUAAUAGAGAAGCUGCGCAGCAAGCUGUUCGAGAGCUGAAUGAUUAUGAGAUUCGGAAAGGGAAAAAGAUUGGUGUUACCGUAUCUUAUAACAAUCAUCGCUUGUUUGUGGGAAAUAUUCCAAAGAAUCGAGACCGAGAUGACUUGUUCGAAGAGUUUACAAAGCACGCACCUGGCCUGACAGAAGUGAUUAUCUAUAGUUCACCAGAUGACAAAAAGAAGAAUAGAGGUUUCUGCUUUUUGGAAUAUGAAUCUCACAAAGCAGCUUCUUUAGCCAAGCGAAGGUUGAGUACUGGACGUAUCAAAGUUUGGGGAUGUGAUAUUAUUGUUGAUUGGGCUGAUCCUCAAGAGGAGCCAGAUGAACAAACCAUGUCCAAAGUACGUGUGCUUUACGUACGAAAUUUGACACAAGAUUGUUCUGAAGACAAAUUGAAGGAAAGUUUCGAACAAUAUGGCAAAAUUGAGCGAGUGAAAAAAAUCAAGGAUUAUGCUUUUAUACACUUUGAAGAUAGAGAUAAUGCUGUUAAAGCAAUGAAUGAAUUAAAUGGUAAAGAAAUGGGUGGAUCUCACAUAGAAGUUUCGUUGGCAAAACCACCAUCCGAUAAGAAAAAGAAAGAAGAGAUGCUGCGAGCCAGGGAAAGACGAAUGAUGCAAAUGUUACAGGGUAGAGGCGGUGGAUCUCCGUCUCAUCCAAGCAUGAUGGGAGGACCAAUGCCAGUUCGUGGACCUACACAAGGACCUCGAGGAACCAGCGCAGGUAUGCGUGGACAAAUGGGACGAGGCGAUUAUGCUCUCCAGGAAGUAGAUUAUGAUUACGACUAUUACGGUUAUGGGGAUUAUCGAGGUGGCUACAGUGAUCCCUAUUACGAUGACUAUUAUCGAUAUGAAGAUUACUAUUUCGAUUAUGCGCCGCCUCCGCCGCCUGCCAGAGGGAGAGGCAGGCAGCCUCAACCGGCUGGUCGUGGCCGUGGAGUAGUGCCACGUGGCCGAAUCGGUGGCCCGCAAGCCCGUGGGCCAGUCAGGGGGGGACGCAACCCCGCAGCUUCAGGGGCCCGUGGGGUCCAGCGACUGGCCGCUCGUGGGGGGGUCCGCGCCAAGGGAAGUUUACCAGGUGAGGAUGCAGGUAAACGAAAAUUUGAUGGGGGUCACCAGAACCAGGGGGAAUCUAAGCGUCGCUUCCAGAGCAAUUGGGGAAACCAGCCCCUUGCCCAACAACCAUUGGGCAAUGCAUAUGGAUUGGCGAGUGUAAAUGGUGGCAGUGGUGGUGGUGGCGGUGACAUAAGUUUUGGAGGCAGAGCCAGCACACUUGGCGGUGUUUCCGGUGAUGAUCACGAAUGGUAUCAAGACUCCUACCAAUCAUGGAGCUAACUUCUACAACCCUACGAGUGAUGAAAAAAUCACAUGAAUAAGUAUAUGAUGAAUGAAAAAUAAAAAUAUAUAAGACAAGGAGAAAGAGAUAAGAUAAAAUCAGAUUGGUUGAAUGUAUAGAGAGAGGAGGGGGGGGGGAAUAGAGAUAAAUAGGAGAAAGAAGGAAACUUAAAACGAAAUGAAAGAAGAAUCAUCCAUUUGUAUUAUUAUCGCUCUUAAUCGAAUUCAAAUGAUUGUAAAUGUUUUUUCAUAUUUAAUGAUACGCAGCAACUAUCUUCUGCGUUACCACCAUUGCCCACUGUUGUUGUGAUUAUGUACAGUGAUGUGCCACUGAGACUAUUAUGUCGGAGUGUGACCACCCACCCACCCCGUACUAUUCUUAUUAUUAUUAUUAUGAUAAUAUUAAUCUAAGUACCACUACUGCAUUGUCACAUUGUUUACUGCCAAGUGAUGAAGAUUAGCGAUGUUGACAUAGGGAUUGUGAUGGCUUGUAUUAGUUAAAAGAAUUCAGGGAAGCCGGCGGUUUAUUAUGCAAUGAUUAGAUGUUUUGAAUCUAUAUGACAAAGUAUGCGUGCUUAGGUAGGUUAAAGGAUGAAGUAAAUAGCGUAAGAAAAAAAUAAAAAAGUUACAAAUGAACAAUAGAUGGAAAAUGGAAGUCCAAUCUUGAAAAAGUAGAAAAUGUAAUAAGCUUGUAGACAAGCAGAAGGCAUAGGGCGAGAAUGUGAUAUUUAGUAAGUAUGCAAGAAAUGAAAAGGGAAGAGAGAGAAGGGAGGAAGGAAAAGGAAGAACGAAUAUAUUAGAAUGCAUGUUUGUAAGAGAAGAAAAAGAAAGAUAAUUUCUAAGCGAAAGGUGUCUAUUUGAAUGUGGAGCACGUCAUACGUGCUGCAAGACCUUCUAUUGUUGGUCUAUAAAUGUGUACAGUCAGUGAAACUAUUAUUAUUAAGAGUCAGACAAGUUUUGCGAAAAAGGCAAAUGUGAAAUAUUGCAAGCCAAUGGUUUUGCGAAUGUCUCCCAGAUUAGGUUUUGGUUCAGGCGAGGAUUCUAUUGAAUAAGAAAAACGAAAAUGAAAAAAAAGGAUAUUUUGCUCACAAUCGAGAAAAAACCCACUUGUACAGUAAAUUUUUCAAUGACAGUAUCCACGUAGAAAAGCAAACUCGGACUCAAAUUAUAAUAUAUUUAUUUGUUAAUGAGUUUCUUUUUUUUUAUAUUUGAAAAAUUAAAAAAUUGAUCGUUGAAAGGAAAUAUCUAAAAUGAAUCUAUUCCCUUUGAAAGGGAAAUAAAAAGAGAGUGUAUUGUUUUUUCUAAAUUUUAUGUAAAAAGUAAAUUUGUUUCUUGUAUUCUUUUAUAUAUAAAAGAAAGAAAAGUUUUUAAAGAUGACUGAUUACGAAUUUGAUAAUGAUAGUCACAGAUUGAGUAGUAGGAUGUAAAAUGUAAUGUUUACAAAUGCAUGAACACAUACAGCACACAUUUUGAGUGUUGACUUGUUGUUAUUGUUAGUCUGUUAGUUAAUUAGUAAGAGUUGUAAGUGCGGGCUGUAGUUGGUCCCUGUCCCUGGAGCCCAGACACCCCCUGUUCUGGAUGAUUAUUUGAAAAAAGAAAAAGAAGAAAACAUGCAAAUCAUUUGUAUUUUACACGCACCUCAAGAUAUGAAGAUAAAUAUGACGUAAAGACAAAAAA
Pogonomyrmex barbatus (red harvester ant) is the source of this 3782-nucleotide messenger RNA. It is a transcript of the gene Syp, whose product is annotated as synaptotagmin binding cytoplasmic RNA interacting protein. Gene Ontology annotation, molecular function: RNA binding. Lineage: Eukaryota; Metazoa; Arthropoda; Insecta; Hymenoptera; Formicidae. The record is from RefSeq and is a predicted model, not a curated record.